Molecule: messenger RNA, 2142 nt
Organism: Pomacea canaliculata
Lineage: Eukaryota; Metazoa; Mollusca; Gastropoda; Architaenioglossa; Ampullariidae
Exons: 8
Coding region: 130-1686 (518 amino acids)
Source: RefSeq, a predicted model, not a curated record
GUGCACUUGAGGAAGGAAAUAUUUACCAUUAGUGCAUCACAAGGGACAAGGCGUGGACAUAAGUUAAAGCUGCAGAAAGGGUUGUAUGUUUAAAUCAGUACAUGCAUUUCGUUUGUAACAAAGGGUAAAAUGCAGAAUAGACUUAUCUUUAUUGUAAUCAGUUUCGUUUGGUCCAAAACAGUGUUUUCGAGUUCGCCAGGAGAUGCCUUUUCACAUUGCCCUAUAUACGUACCUGAAGGAGGAUCACUGAAGUGUAACUGUCAAUUGACCAUUAGUCAGUGCCCUCCGACCUCAUGCUCUGUGACGUGGCCGGGACAUUCCAACAACAGAACAUUGAUUGUGACAAACGUCACACGUGGUGAUAACGGUACAGUGUUUACCUGUGUGAUGACACAGGGAGAAGUCAGAAAGACUUUCAACUAUACACUGCGUGUGGCCUAUGGCCCUCUAAAUGUAAGCAUACUCGCUACUUCGCCGUUCAUUUCUGAUGGAACAAAUUACCUUCGCCUAACGUGUGAGGCAACAGAGGUCUACCCUGUACCACAUUUUACCUGGAACACCGGCAGGUGUAUCAACAACGACACGGACAAAGGAAGUUGUGUGUUGAAGCCUGAACCACCCUGGGAUGAUAGAAAAGAAGUACGAUGUACUGCGAUAAACAAUUUCGGCACAGCCAAGAUGACGGCGACAUACAAGUUAAACCUCACAUAUCCACCUCCGAAACCUCCUCAGAUACUUGAUUACAAACCUGGACAGGUUCUUGCCAAUGGAGACCUUCUUCAGUGCAACGUCUCUGGAGGAAAGCCAUUGGUGAAGAAAGUCAACUUCUCUUGUUCCUCUGAUCCUCCUCUGGAAGAUCAACAGGACACAAUUGAAGGUUCUUCGAUGCUUAGUAAUGUGACCAUCAAGGCUAAAGACACAGAAGGUUACAGCAUGGUGUGUGUGUGCAGCGCCAUCUGGGAACCGAGAGAAGAUUUCUAUACAAAAACUUCAAAUGUAACUGUCUUUGUGAGCAACGACAGUCAAGAAAGAAAGAUAGCUUCGGCAAAGAUCACAACUGUAACAGCUGUUGCCUUUCCUGUUAUCAUCCUCGUCAUCCUCGCCAUUGUCAUCGCUUUUGUGAUUCACAUGAAAAGAAGGGGCAGACAAAGAGGGAUCGACAAGCAAAACCUCGAGUCCUGCCACCAAAGGGACAGUUUAAGCCAACAAAGUCGUACUACAUGUUCCGACUAUGAAGACGUUGAGACCCCUAGAAACCAACCAACAUUGAAUGUUCACAACAUUCACAGAAGCAGGAGACCAGUAAUCAAUGUUAUUACUGAAACAGGGACUUCCAGUCAGGAAAUAACAUUCCCAAAUGAAGAUGAUAUGUGUAGUUCAAGGGAACAUCUUUGCGAGUUUUCAAUCCAGUUGGGAACACAAGGAACAUUGGUCAAGAUUUUAAGCUCGACAACAGAGGAUGAACCCGUAUACCACGAAAUUGAUCAACCUGCUCAAGAUCUUGGUACUAUUACAGCAACGACAGAGCCGCAAACCAAUCGCUCAUCCUCCAGAUCAGCGACUUCCAACAUGCCUGCUGUUUACGACAUGUGUGUCUGUCCUCAAGCUUCCAUCUCUUCUCUAAAGCUAGAGAAAGAUAAAUCAAGUAAGGAAGAAUGGGAACUGUACAAUACCCUCCAACACUGAUAGCUGUAUUGAACAGUAUCUGCUUGGGUGCAGGAAGAUGCAUCACAAAGAUGACCUUCAAAAUCUUUAGUAACAAGAUUAAUUAAUUUAAUUUAUUGUGGUGCAGACUCCUUCGUACAGAUGUAUACAUCGCGAAAGAAAAAUAUUUAUUGGACGUCUAUAUGUAUUCUUCAUUUUAGCUACAUGUGCAUUUCAUUAAUUUGUUAUAUAUGUUUGCUGCUAAAAUAUCUUUGAACCGCAGGAUUUCAAGAUUCAUUUCUGUGCCUCUUGGCUCUACAUGCUUUUUACAUCCCUCAUCUUUAGUUUCAGCCUGUCCCUCUCUUAUUUGGUUUCUUUAUUCCUAGUCUCAUUUAAUGCUUCUAAAAGUGAAAGAGAAUUGUUGAUGGCAAUCUUGUAGUCGCAAGUAAUUUUCUAGCUAUUUUUUUUUAUCGAAAAAUAAAGCUGAAUAUUAGUUUU